Messenger RNA from Lacerta agilis (Sand lizard), 1995 nucleotides. RefSeq names its product zinc finger protein 501-like. The record is from RefSeq and is a predicted model, not a curated record. The coding region runs from base 209 to 1594 and encodes 461 amino acids. The transcript has 6 exons. Gene Ontology annotation, biological process: regulation of DNA-templated transcription. NCBI's taxonomy places the organism in Eukaryota, Metazoa, Chordata, Lepidosauria, Squamata, Lacertidae.
UGAGGGGCGGGUCCUCCGGAGCGCGAGCCCCUCCCUGGCCCCCCUCUUGUCUCCUCUGCGCUCUGCUUCGCCUCCGGAUUUGUGAGCAACUCUUAAUCCUAUAGACAGAACCUGGCAGAAGACUACAGGAUUCCUUCCGAUCUCUUGGAGGCUUCCUGAGAGCACCGCUGGAUGAGCAAGACAGUUCCCAGCUGUCCUUCCGCUGGAGAUGGAGAGCUGGGUGAGGGAAUGUGCAGCAGAGACCAGUUCCCAGGCAGUGGCCCUGGCCGGAGGUUUCCUCUUGAGUCAGGCGGAGGAGAGAAAGCAGGCAGAGCAGCAGGCAAAGGAUUCGUUUGCAGAAAUGGACCCUGAUUCCUCGGACGCAGAGAAGACUCUGUUGGACACCAAAGGGAGGCCGCUGGGUGACAGAAGGAUGCCCCCAAGACCUCCUCCUCCAUCUUUGCACGAUAACAGAGGAGAAGCAGCAGCUGUGGAAACAGAUCUGGGUCCUCUGUGCUUUGUAGAUGUCGCUGUGUAUUUCACAGAGGAGGAGUGGGCGUUGCUGGAUCCUGACCAGAGAGCUCUGCAUAAGGAAGUCAUGGAGGAGAAUCGUGCGAUUGUGGACUCUCUCAGUGGUGAAGGAUUGGAAUUUAUGAACAACGGAGACAUUCGCACAGUAGGGAAGCUGUAUAAAUAUUUGGAGUGUGGAAAGAGUUAUAGUCAGAGCUCUUAUUCCACUUCCCAUAAAAUAAAUUCCAUUGGGAAGAAUCGCUAUCAGUGCUUGGAAGGUGGUAAGACGUUUCGUCAGAAGAAAUGUCUCACUUUCCAUCCAAGAACUCACAGCAGGGAGAAACCACAUGAGUGCAUGGAAUGCGGAAAGAGCUUCAGUCAAAGGUCCAAACUCAUGACCCAUAAAACAAUUCAUACGGGAGAGAAACCGUAUCAGUGCUUGGAAUGUGGAAAGAGCUUCAGUCAGAAAGCCAAUCUCACGACCCAUCAAACAAUUCAUACGGGAGAGAAACCAUAUCAGUGCUUGGAAUGUGGAAAGAGCUUCAGUCGGAAGGUACAUCUCACUUCCCAUCAAACAGUUCACCAUGAUGAGAGACCAUAUCAGUGCUUGGAAUGUGGAAAGAGCUUCAAAUCAAAGAGAAGUCUCACUUUACAUCAAAUAAUUCAUACAGGGGAGAAACCAUAUAGGUGCCAGGAAUGUGGAAUGAGCGUCAGAUGGAAGAAAAGUUUCACAUUCCAUCAAAGAAUUCAUACAGGUGAGAAACCAUAUCAGUGCCAGGAAUGUGGGAAUGGCUUCAAAUCAAAGAGAAGUCUCACUUUACAUCAAAUAAUUCACCGUGAGGAAAAACCAUACCAGUGCUUGGAAUGUGGAAAGAGCUUCCGUCAGAAAGGCCAUCUCAUGACUCAUCAAAAAAUUCAUACAGGAGAGAAACUACAUCAGUGCUUGGAAUGUGGAAAGAGCUUCAGUCGGAAGGCCCAUCUCACUUCACAUCAAACAGUUCACCAUGAGGAGAGACUACAUCAGUGCUUAGAAUGUGAGAAGAGCUUCAAAUCGAAGAGAAAUCUCACUUUACAUCAAAAAAUUCAUACAGGGGGGAAACCCUAGAAGUGCUUGGGAUGUGGAAAGAGCUUCAUGCAGAGGUCUAAGAUGACAAUCCAUCAAAGAAGUCACAGCAAGGAGAAUCAUAGUAUUUGAAGAUGGCUGACACAUCUCCUCCUAAUCUCCUCUUUUCAAGGCCAAACAUACCAAACUGAGACCUCUGGGUAUAGGGCAGUAUAUCAUUUUGAUCUCCCUUCUCUGCACGUGUUCCAGCUUGACAAUAUCCUUCUUUUAUUGUGGCCUCCAGAACUGGACCCUGUACUCCAGGUGUGUUCUAACCAAGGCAGAAGGGAGUGGUAAUAUUUCUUCUGAUGAUCAAGAUGCCAGAUGUCUGUUGAUGCAGCCUAAAACAGCAUUAGCUUAUUUUGCUGCUGCCUCACAUUGUUGACUCGUGUUAAUCUUGUGGU